AUGGUUGGACUCAAGUCAACUCAUCUUACUCGAAUCAAGUCGAGUUUGAUUUUUAUGACUCGAACAGCACCUGAGUCAAAAACUCGAUUAUAUCGAAUAAACCCGACACAUGUCAAUUCGAGUGCAUAUGACUAUAACUCGAGUCAAUGUGAUUUAAGAAAAUAUUUACAACAAAAUCAUAACCAACUUACAUGGAAACAAAGAAUCAACAUAAUUGGAAGCAUAAUCAUAGCAGUUUUACACCUUCAUUAUGAAAAUUCUAUUCAUAGAGAUUUGCAUUCAGGAAAUAUAUUAUAUUCUGAAUAUACUGGUAGAUGGUAUAUUAGUGAUUUUGGAUUUUGUGGACCUGCUGAUAAACCAUUAGGAAGUAUAUAUGGAAAUCUUCCUUAUAUAUCGCCUGAAGUUAUUAAUGGAACAGGAUAUACUUUUGCAUCAGAUAUUUAUAUAAUGAAAAUAAUGAAUGGAAUGAGACCAAAUAUAGUAAAUGGAACUCCAUUGGAAUAUGCAAAUUUAAUGGUUCAAUGUUGGGAUGCUGAUCCAUCAAAGAGACACGAUAUUAAAAACCUUAAAGGUGCUUAUAAACAAAAAAAUAUAUCUGAUUCAAAUAUCACUCCAGGUCGUGUUGAAUCAAGUAUUUUUAGAUACAAGGGAUUAAAUAGUUCAUCUACUACCAACAAGAGCUCUUAUACAUCAGGAUCUUUUAAUUUCGUCAAAUCAUCCUUUUCACAAUAA
Funneliformis geosporum is the source of this 732-nucleotide messenger RNA. The record is from the annotation of a GenBank genome assembly. Lineage: Eukaryota; Fungi; Glomeromycota; Glomeromycetes; Glomerales; Glomeraceae.